AUGUCAGCAAGGUCGCCGCUCGAGGAUGCGGCAGCCUCCCUCGUCGCCGCGGGGCCGGAUCCGCCCGCCUCCGGCGCCUUCCGCUUCCCCACCGACUGCGCAGCGUCGUCGCCGCUCGAGGACUUGCUCCGGAGAGGCCGCGGGCUCGGGCGCUCGUGGUCGCUGCCACCGGAGUUGCUGGAUCCCUCGCCGGCGAGCUCCGGACUCCUCCCAAAAGCACGCGCCGACGGGCGCCGCCGUGGACUCGGGGCUAGGCGGAGAGAUGAGGCUAGGCUGUUGGAUGAGAAACUUCAAACCGAGAUAUUCCUUAAAGACAGCAUACCUACUUGGCUUGUGGUUUCAGGUUACAUUGUACUUUCAGUAAUAUCUACUGUGGCUGUGCCGAUCAUAUUUCCCCAGCUGAAGUGGUAUUUUGUCCUUGCCUGCUACCUCCUUGCUCCUGCCAUUGCUUUCUGCAACUCAUAUGGGAUGGGCCUCACAAACUUGAACCUUGCACCCACCUAUGGCAAGAUUGCCCUCUUCGUGUUUUCCUCGCUUGUCGGCAGCGAUGGUGGCGUCAUUGCAGGCCUUGCAGCAUGUGGCAUAAUCAUGUCGAUCGUCUGCUCUGCAGCGGAUCUCAUGCAGGAUUUCAAGAGCAGCUACCUCACCCUCUCCUCGCCUCGUUCAUUGUUCGUUUUCCAGAUGAUCUGUGUCGCCAUUGGAUGCAUCAUCGCUCCACUCGCGCUGUGGCUCUUCUGGACCGCCUUCGACAUCGGUGACCCCGAUGGCGAGUACAAGGCUCCAUUCGCCGUCAUCUUUAGGGAGAUGGCCAUCAUCGGCAUCGAGGGCUUCGCGGCGCUGCCAAAGCACUGCCUCGAGAUCUGCUGCGUGUUCUUCCUGGCUGCACUGAUCGUCAGCCUCCUGAAGGAUGCUACGCCAAGCCAUGUCUCCAGUUUUAUCCCCAUUCCGAUGGCGAUGGCCGUGCCGUUCUACAUUGGCGCCUACUUCGGUGUGGACAUGUUCAUGGGGACUCUGAUCUUGUUCGCUUGGCAGAAGAUGAACCGGAGAGAGGCCGACGGCUACGCGGUCGCUGCUGCGUCCGGCUUGAUCUGUGGAGAUAGGGUUUGGAGCAUCCCAGCUGCUGUUCUGUCCAUCCUGAGAGUUGAUCCACCGAUCUGCAUGAACUUCAGGCCAACUUCAGCUUCCGUGUGA
Molecule: messenger RNA, 1191 nt
Organism: Oryza brachyantha (malo sina)
Lineage: Eukaryota; Viridiplantae; Streptophyta; Magnoliopsida; Poales; Poaceae
Product: probable metal-nicotianamine transporter YSL5
Exons: 2
Coding region: 1-1191 (396 amino acids)
Cellular component (GO): vacuolar membrane
Molecular function (GO): oligopeptide transmembrane transporter activity
Source: RefSeq, a predicted model, not a curated record